AUGUCCGGAAACCUACCCACCGCCGUCACCCCGCGGCUACUGGGCACCCUGCGCAGCCAGCCCGGCCUACCAGACGACGUGUGGUACACCAUCGUUGCCACCACACUGUGCGUCUUGAACAGGCCAGAUGAGAUCCAGGCAAUCUACACCCAUGCCGUUGCAGCAGACGCAGGUGCGAACGCAGUCGCAGAUCCGGUCGCAGAUCAUGGGCGACAACUGAGAAUAGCGCGACGUCUCCGCGAGGCUCUGUUGAAGGCGUCCGCCAUAGGCGGGCUGCCAAAGACCAUCAACGCCCUCCAGGAGCUCAAGAAGGUCGUGCCGCCAGGAUGCUUUGACGAGCCGCACGGCGAGUCGCCGACCAAUCGACGGCGGGACAUCUACGAGACGCCAGCGCCACAGGUGCUGCAGCGCGGCAGGCGGUUCUUUGACGAGUGCUAUGGCAAGGUCGCCGGGCGCGUCAUGACCUCCCUGGACCAUUGCGGCACCGAGGACCUUGGCCUCGCCGUGCGGCUCACCUACGGCUACGUACUGAGUACAACGGAGGUGCUAUCCGAGGCCGAGACGUCCUUCGUCAUGAUCGCGGGCCUGAUACCGCAGGAUGUAAACCCCCAACUCAAAGGGCACCUCAGGGGCGCUCUGAACGGCGGCGCAAGCAUUGAGCAGGUGCGCGCUGUGAGACAUGUCUCCAUCGAGGUCUGCCGGGCUUCGGGCAUGCGCUUGCUCACGGCGGACGACGCGCCUGGCUGCUGGGGCUGGCGAGCCGAGGUUCAGAACCUUUGA
Molecule: messenger RNA, 780 nt
Organism: Diaporthe amygdali
Lineage: Eukaryota; Fungi; Ascomycota; Sordariomycetes; Diaporthales; Diaporthaceae
Product: carboxymuconolactone decarboxylase
Exons: 3
Coding region: 1-780 (259 amino acids)
Source: RefSeq, a predicted model, not a curated record